Hyphopichia burtonii NRRL Y-1933 is the source of this 1056-nucleotide messenger RNA. RefSeq lists its product as uncharacterized. The record is from RefSeq and is a predicted model, not a curated record. Bases 264 to 884 code for a protein of 206 amino acids. Lineage: Eukaryota; Fungi; Ascomycota; Pichiomycetes; Serinales; Debaryomycetaceae. The transcript has a single exon.
UGAUAAACUCAUAAACUGCGUAAGCUGCUUAGCUAAACUGCUUAAACUGCUUAGCUAAUUUGGGUAACUCAAAUAACUCAGAUAAACUUGGAUUGACUCCUCCCGUUUGUUGGCUCUUAUCGUUUAGCAUAGCACCAACUCAGCCAAAUGCGAAAGAAUGCGAAUUUUCCAGCAAAGAGGGGAUAAGGGCAUUUUCAGUAAUUAUAUAAACCAGGAAUCUUAUCUUGCAAUUAGCCCAAUUUCUUCUGCUUCUCUAGUUAAAAAUGUUUAAAUCAUUAUUACGUUUUGUUAACUCGACUCCCAUCACCUCCCCCAACACCCCGAUCACCACGUUGAAAGCAUGCACUUCAAUUCCCUUAUCGGCCUUUUCAUCGUCCGCCGUUAACGAUAAACCAACGGUUACCUUUUACCAUAACACCAAUUCGACUCUUUCCCACCACUUGGCCAAAAAACUAAACUACUACCAGAGCAAGUUCAACGUUGAGUACAAGAUCAACCAGGUGCCCAGUUUUGACGAUUACCGUUUUUUGCACUUGCAGUGUUUACAAAUGCAUCCAAAUAAUGGAACCAUAUUCCAGAAAAUAUACGGGGCACUCCACGCCAACUUGCACGAAUUGGAGAUGCUCGAGGAAGGCGACUACGCCAACAAGGUGGAGGGAGUGGAGUUUGCCACUCCGCUUAUCAUCGACUACUCCAAUAGUUUAUUGGCGAUGAACGAUGAGGACUUGGAUCGCAUCAUGGCGAAUUACACCACCUGCGGGAUCCAGAACCUGAAGGAUGUCCAUGACGAUAGUAAGCCAAACUACUAUGACCACGAUCUUACCAACAAGUAUGGCCAGCGCGUGGUGCAUCCCCAUAUAGCAGAGUAUGCGGAUUUGUUUUGAAGGGUUUAGUUCUUGUAUAAUAAUUACUUUAGUUUAAUAAUUUUAAUAUUUUAAUAAUAUAUUUUAAUAAUAUAUUUUAAUAAUAUAUUUUAAUAAUAUAUUUUAAUAGCUUAAUGAUUGAAUUUAAUAUAUUUUAAUAGCUUAAUGAUUUAAUAAUAUAUUUUAAUAGCUU